AUGACCAUUGAUAAAAUCGAGAAAGUGGCUCCAGCUGGAGUCACCCCUAGGGGCAAAGUCAUUGUCCUAAAUGGCUUCCCUGGCACGGGGAAACUGACCAUUCUCAACAACCUGCAGUCGAGGGUGGCCAGUCAGGAUACACUGGUCAUCGACAAUCACUUCAUAAUCGACCCGGUACAGAAAAUAUACCCUGAUCGAGGUCUGAAUCACUACUACCUAAGGCAGCAACUUCGCCAGGUCAUCUUUAAGGAGAUCCGAAAGAUGGCAGACCGAGGGUGUGUCGUGUUGAUGACGGCUUGUCUGGGGAACAACGAAGGAGACCGCAAAGUUUUGGAUGAGCACCUCGAUAUCGUCCGCGGGACCGAUAUCUCCAUGUUUUGGAUCAAUGUCGACUGUGAUCAGCACACCCUGGAGGAACGCCUGACGAGGCCAGAGCGAGUUCAAGGCAACAAAGCCAAGCUUACCAACGUUGAUAUACUGCGAGGCAUGACCAAGCACAGCCGGAUCAUCAUCCCUUCGGGGACACGGCAUAGACUAGAGGACAUCAGCCUCGUAACUGCCAGUUUGGAUGUGGGCGGAAGCAUAGAAGAGGCUGUGAAUAAGGUAUACAACGUCGUGGAGGGAAAACACUCAAAGCUAUAG
Fusarium keratoplasticum is the source of this 642-nucleotide messenger RNA. RefSeq lists its product as uncharacterized. Bases 1 to 642 code for a protein of 213 amino acids. Lineage: Eukaryota; Fungi; Ascomycota; Sordariomycetes; Hypocreales; Nectriaceae. The record is from RefSeq and is a predicted model, not a curated record. The transcript has a single exon.